Molecule: messenger RNA, 779 nt
Organism: Hyalella azteca
Lineage: Eukaryota; Metazoa; Arthropoda; Malacostraca; Amphipoda; Hyalellidae
Product: putative methyltransferase DDB_G0268948
Molecular function (GO): S-adenosylmethionine-dependent methyltransferase activity
Source: RefSeq, a predicted model, not a curated record
GCUUAGGUGCCUGGAUGACAAUAUCUAUAGCAUUUAGAUGGUUGAUUUUGGCCCCAGAGCUGAUUUAAGAGUUAUCAAGACCAAGAAUAGCUUUCUUUCCCAAUUAUGACAUCACGUUAUUUUGAAGGUGCAAAACAUGCACUGGAUUAUGCUAAAUUCCGACCUACGCCCUGUCCAGCUCUUAUUUCAUCUAUUAUUAAUUUCCUGAAUACUAAGCUGCCAAGUGAGAAGCAUGACUGCUGCAUUGACGUUGGCUGUGGGUCUGGUCAGAGCACCCAUUGUCUGGCCCCGCACUGCUUUCUGCCAAGUGAGAAGCAUGACUGCUGUAUUGACGUUGGCUGUGGGUCCGGUCAGAGCACCCAUUGUCUGGCCCCGCACUUCAAAAGAGUUGUGGGCGUUGAUGUGUCGCCUGCUCAGAUUCAAAUAGCUCAAGAUGCGCAGAAGCCCAGCAAUGUUACUUAUCAAGUUUGUGAGGCUGAGAAAUUGCCAGUUGAGGCAGGCUCGGUGCAGCUCGUGAACUCCUGCCAGGCCUGCCACUGGUUCAACCUUCCUGCCUUCUUUGCUGAGGCUGAUCGGGUCUUGGUGCCUGGAGGCGUAGUGGCGCUGCACGGCUACAAACUGCCCGAGUUUGUCAACCAUCCUGACAAGGACAAGGCGCAGAGUAUCCUCAUGCAGUUCUAUGAGGGGGAGUUGGCCGGCUGCUGGGCAAAAGAGAGAUUCGAAGUCGACGAAGGCUACACCGACGACCGCUUCCGCAUCCCAUACCCCGACUUCUUCAG